Molecule: messenger RNA, 3900 nt
Organism: Chara braunii
Lineage: Eukaryota; Viridiplantae; Streptophyta; Charophyceae; Charales; Characeae
Source: the annotation of a GenBank genome assembly
CCGGACCGUAGAUUAGAAGGAUCAGCGGCUAAGAUGACAUAGAAUUUGGGGACUUGGGCAAGGUUUGCAAGGGUAAAACCGCUGGUUGGUACACACAAAGUGCUCAAGCGUGUGUAAGGAAGGAGUCUGAGAUCGAUAAGGAGAACCUCCAGCUGAGGAUAAUGUAACCUACUUUCUCCAGGCUGUGUUUCUGGUGCAGAUGUACAAUUAUGAUAAAGUGACACACCACGAGUUGGUUCGUAUUCCAAUGCUCUUUUCUGAGAACAGUUGCUGUAGAUCAAAGACGUUUCUCUUUUGAAAACUUUUGUCUGUCUUUUUUUUAUCGUGUGUUCAAUCUUCGCUUUGUGAAGUCUCUUAACCAAUCACAGAUCAAUCGUCGUCUUAGGUCUGAUAUCGAGGCUUGAGGUGUAGCCAUAUGGAAAAGCCAGGUGGCUUGGCUUGGUGCCAAAGGAAUACCCAUAAGGAGGACUUUGUCCCCGCCAGAGACACUGCUAGUUUGUUUGGUGUGAACACUGGUAGUUUGUUCGGUGUGCGGUGAACUCAACUAGUUUGUUCCUAGCUUCAGGUGAUUGAUCUUUUUCUUGCUGUACUCUAGCUCUACACGAUGAAGAACGGUGAUAUUCGAAAGUGGUUUGUACGGCAAACUAGAAAGGAGGCUCCGUCCCAGACGAGCAGCCUCACCGCAUCCGGGGAGACAUGUAAGGACGAUAUCAAAAAAGUGGAGGCAGCAAUUACUGACAAAAUUGAAUGCAAAGAUGAUGGAAAGGCUGUGAAUAAAGACGAUGGAGUGGGGGCUACGAGAGUGAGCCCAACAGCAUCCAAACAAGCGAGGGCAAUUUCGAGCCCUUCAUCACGGGCAAGUACCCGCGUAACACCCGAGGAAAAAUCUUCACCACAGAAGAAACCGACGCCCAAGAAGACUCUCGCUGAUGCCGAUACAGCACGAGGCAAACGGAAAAGCGCACAUGGUGCUGAAGAUGAUGAAGCAUACGGUGACUCAGAGGAGGUUCAAGAGAAACAUGAUGGCCGUGAAGAACCCUCGCCGAAGAAACAUCGUGGCAGUAAAGGCACUGGAAGGGUUGUCGAAGAAUCGGCGCAGCCUGGAGGUGCCGCAGUUCCUACUGCGAGGAGAGGGGCAGCAGCAGCGGGGCGAGGAGGGUGGGUUGGCGGAAGAGGAGCAUUCUUUGGGAAGCCACGGGCUCCACCGCCCCACAAAGGAGAGAAAGAGAUCCCUCAAGGAGAUGAAACCUGUUUGAAAGGGCUAACAUUUGUUAUCAGUGGAACACUUGACAGUUUGGAGAGGGAGGAGGCAGAGGUACUGAUUAAGAGCCAUGGUGGGCGGGUUACGUCGUCGGUGAGCAAGAAGACCAGUUUCCUUCUUGCCGAUGAAGAUGUCGGCGGCAGGAAAUCGCAGAAGGCGAAGGAGCUUGGAGUCAUAUUUGUGAAAGAGGAUGAGCUGUUUGACAUGAUUCGUGCAUCGGUGAAGAGAUCAGCGGAGAGUACAAGUACUUCGAAAGCUGCGGAGGAGGAGGAGGUCUUUCCCUCGGCGAGUGCACAUGAACCUUUGCUCUUCAAGCCCAUUGGUACGCUGGGUAUAGGAAAGGCAGCGCCAUCUGUGAACAAAGGCAAGGGUCAAGAGUUUGUUCCAGAGGGGAUCGACAAAGGGAGAGGGAACGAAGGGAGCAGUGAUGGAGAUGUUUCUCGACGCUUGGUGCCGCACAGGAAGAGCACGGUGAAAUCUGGUCCGCGGAAGGCAGAUGAUGCAGCUGCCGAUCUCCCGGCUGUCGCAGGCGCGGCAGAGUCGGUUGCAUGGCCGGCAAAGUACAUGCCAAAGAACACCAGUGAGAUGGUAGGAAACCAGUCGUUAAUUGGACAGUUGCGUGACUGGCUGCAGAACUGGGAAAAGAAUCACCGCAUUGGAGGAGCAGGAGGAUCAGAAGGAGAGGGUGGAAGCGGAAGGGGAAAAGGUGGCGGCAGCAAGAAGGUGAGUAGUUCCUCGACUAGGGCGGACUUUGGUAGAAAGGCUGCGCUGUUAAGUGGACCACCAGGGAUCGGGAAGACAACCGCAGCCAGGCUUGUUUCCCAAGAUAUUGGACUGGAUGCAGUGGAGGUGAAUGCGAGUGAUGAUAGGAGCAAGGCUGACGCCAGCAUUCGCAGCGGGAUUGCUGGGAAGAUGAGCAAUGCAAUCAAGGAGUUGGUGAGCAGCAGGCCUCUUUCCAUCGGUGGAGGGGGGAGGCAGCAAGCAAAGAGUAUUCUGCUUAUCAUGGAUGAGGUGGAUGGAAUGUCUGGAGGCGACAGAGGUGGGAUCGCUGACUUGAUUCUAACAAUCCGUGCAAGCAAGAUACCAAUCAUUUGUAUUUGUAAUGAUCGGUACAGUCCAAAACUGAAAUCCCUCAUUAACUACUGCAUGCACCUUGCAUUUCGAAGGCCAACGAAACAACAAAUGACGAAGCGGCUCCGACAGAUUGCACUCAAGGAAGGCAUGAAGGUUGAUGACGUUGCUCUCGAAGAAUUGAGCGAUCGUGUGAACGGCGAUAUGCGAUUGGCACUGAAUCAGUUGCAUUACAUGAGCCUGAAAUCGUCAAAGGUCAUCAAGUUUACCGACAUGCGAGCGAGGCUUGUGGCAAGCGCAAAGGAUGAAGAUCUGACUGCCUUUACGGCGGUUGAUAGGUUGUUCUCGUUUGAUGGAGGGCGCAUGCGAUUAGACCAGAGGCAGGACCUGGCUAUGGUGGAUCCCAACCUGAUUCCGCUGAUGGCUGCCGAGAACUAUCUAAACUACCGACCGGCUAUGGCUGGCAAAGACGAUCAGGGAACGACGAGAAUGGAACUGAUCUCCAGGGCAGCUGACAGCAUCGUUGCGGGUGAUAUCGUGAACAAAAAGGUGCGCCGUUCACAAAAGUGGGCAUUGAUGCCCUUCGCUGCAUUCGCAUCAACAGUCCACGUUGCGGCACUGAUGCAUGGGCAAAGGGAGCCACUUGAAGCUGGACAAUACAUGAAUCGUUUCCCUGCUUGGUUAGGAAAGAAUGCCACAUUUGGAAAGAAUGCAAGGUUGCUGGAUGAUGUGCAUGUUCACGUGAUGGCUUCUGGUGCGUGUAAACCAACCAAGGAAGCUUUGCGACUAGACUACAUGUUUGCAUUUGCGGAUAGACUGGUACGGCCACUUCGAGAGUGUGACAAAGUUGUCGGAGUGAGUAUGGUUCUGGACUUCAUGGAGGAGUAUUCGCUUACAGACGAGGAUAUCCAGGCGAUGCUCGAAAUGCGUCACCAUGGCAAAAGAAAGGACAUGGAUGAUGUCCCGCCUCAGACGAAAGCACAAUUUACGCGUGAGUACAAGGCGAGGGCACUGGACUGGCGAAUCCGGUCAGCAGAUAUGCUUCCAGACACCAUUGCAUCAGCUGGCAAGGGUAAAUUACCAGGUAAGCGUAAACCACACCUCCAAUUGGACGAUGUGGAAGAAAAAGGGCGUCUGCUCAGCGGCGAUGCGGAUGAUGCACAACUCUUUGUAACCGAAGAGGGUGUUGACGAAACGGAAGAAGAGCAGGAGGAGGAGGAUGUAGGCGGCACACCGCUGGCACUGACAGGACAGAAUGGCAAGAAUGAGUUUGCUGGAAUUGAGAUCGACACAAAGGUGAGGGAGGGGGUAGGUAGAUCAGGUUCAAGAGGAGUUGGAAGAGGAGAGGGAAGGGGAGGAAGACGCACAAAAAGAAAAGAUGUGCCUGGAGGUGUAACUAGCAGUGAUGCUAGGAAUGAUAGUAGUGAUCGAGCAAGUGGAAGAAGGUUUUGGCCAUUUAAGAAGGCAAGGUAAGGCUUGGUGUAGCUUGUGUUAGUAGGACAGUCGGUAGGAUGCGUGUCGAGUGGUUUCGGCGAUCUUCUCGAAAACCCUAAGGCUUAGCUUACAUG